UCAACAACAACAACAAAAACAUCAUCAUCGGUCAUCAUUUUUAUUAAAUAGAAAUUUUUUUUUUAAAUAAAAUGCUUGGUGCAUUUGUUCUUGGUGAUGAAAAUUUCGAUAAUGAUGAUAUCGAUAUAAAUGAUUCGAAUGAAAUGAAUAAAGAUAAUCCUAUUUAUCAAUUACGUUUACUUGAUCCAAAUCAUAAUGAUGGCCAAAUGUUAAAUGUAUUCGAAGCAGCUGAAAAAGGUUCAAUUGAAUUGAUGAAACAAUUUCAACGAAUGGAUCCAGAAUUAAUUAAUAGCCAUGAUUCUGAAGGUUAUACACCAUUACAUCGUGCUUGUUAUCAGAAUCAAAUCGACAUGGUUAAAUGGCUGAUAAUGAAUGGUGCAAAUGUUUGUGCACGUACCAAUGAUGGUUGGCAACCAAUACAUUCGACUGCACAUUGGGGUCAUACGAAAAUCCUGAGAAUAUUAUUAGCAUAUGGAGCAAAUAUAAAUUCACGUACAAAUGGUGGUAAUACACCAUUUCAUUUGGCUGCCAUGCGUGCCAAUUCAAAUCGUCAUCUAAUUGAAUAUCUAUUAUAUCAUCCUGAUAUUGAUCACGAUAUACGUAAUGAUGCUAAUGAUACGAUUUUUGAUGUUUGUAAACGAAAUUCAAUGCUCUAUAAACUAUGGAAUCUUUUGUAAUUUAACUAUUGGUUUUCAAUCAAUCAAUGUACAUACAUACCUACAUAAUUCUUUGUAAAAAAAUAAAAUUUAUCUCUGUUUUUAGAAUGUCCA
Messenger RNA from Dermatophagoides farinae (American house dust mite), 770 nucleotides. RefSeq names its product ankyrin repeat domain-containing protein 49. Lineage: Eukaryota; Metazoa; Arthropoda; Arachnida; Sarcoptiformes; Pyroglyphidae. The record is from RefSeq and is a predicted model, not a curated record. Gene Ontology annotation, molecular function: protein binding.